UAUGAGCUUUGAGGUUAGAUUCUAACGUUGUUUUUGUUUAUAAGUGUUAUAAAUCACAAGAAUUUAUUAAAAUGGUCAAAAAGAAGAUUGAUAAUAGAAUUAGGGUUAUGAUAGAAAAUGGAGUCAAGCUGGGUCAUCGUACUAUGUUUCUGUUGGUCGGAGAUAAGAGCAGAGACCAAGUACCAAUACUUUAUGAUAUUUUGGUGAAAUCAACUGUCAAGUCUAGACCCACAGUUCUCUGGUGCUACAAAAACAAAGAUGAAGCUAUAAGCAAUCAUGGACGUAAACGGGCAAAGAAAAUAGCAGCUGGUAAACUGGAGGUUUCUGAAGAAUCACUGUUUGAUGCAUUCCGUGUAGCAACCACUAUACAUGGACGGUAUUACUCUGAGAGCCAUGCAAUGCUCGGUCAGACCUAUGGAGUAUGUGUUUUACAGGACUUUGAAGCGCUAACACCCAACUUGCUGGCUCGCACAGUGGAGACGGUUGAGGGAGGGGGACUUAUCAUAUUCUUACUGAAGACUAUGGACUCUCUCAGGCAACUGCAUUCCAUUACUAUGGAUGUCCAUUCAAGAUUUAAAACGGAAGCUCACGACACUGUAGUGAAUCGCUUCAACGAGAGGUUCCUUCUGUCUCUGGCUGACAAUCCCCGCUGCCUCAUUCUGGACGACAACCUUACGGUGCUGCCGAUCUCCUCCAAAACCGCGCAAGUGGAGCCUGUGAAUGUAUCACCCGAGCGCACUAACCCCAAGCUGACGGAACUAGUGUCGUCUCUCUCUGACACUCCGCCAGCCGGGCCUCUGGUCGCACUCUGUCGCACAUACGACCAGGCGACGGCACUCAUUGCUAUCAUUGACACACUGGCUUCGAAAACAUCCAGGCCUCCCCACUGCCUCACAGCGGCCAGAGGUCGGGGCAAGUCCGCCUGUCUAGGCCUCGCCGUCUCGGCCGCCGUCGCUCUUGGCUACGUCAACAUAUACGUCACCUCUCCCCACCCAGAGAACUUGAUCACGCUCUUCGAAUUCGUACUGAAAGGGCUAGACGCCUGCUUAUACCAGGAGCACAUAGAUUACAACAUACUUAGAUCUACUAAUCCUGAUUUUAAGAAAGCCAUUGUGAGGAUCAAUUUUGCUAGGAACUCGAGGCAGACUGUUCAAUACAUAACCCCAGACGACCAUUCACUGCUAAGCGCUGCCGACCUAGUACUAGUUGACGAAGCGGCCGCCAUACCGAUCACACAUGUCUCUGCGGCCGCUACCAAGGCACCGCUCGCGUUACUAUCGUCAACGGUUUCGGGGUACGAGGGAACUGGCCGUGCGCUGUCUUUGAAAUUGUUCGCGAUGUUGCAGACGAAACAUGAUGCUCCAGCGCCGAUAAAACUAGAAGAGCCAAUCCGUUACCGUUCCGGCGACCCGGUAGAAGCGUGGCUCAACUCUCUCCUCUGCUUGGAGUCCCCUGCGCCUUCUGUAGGCGUCGGGGCACCUUCACCGGCCGCUUGUGAACUAUUUAGAGUGAAUAGAGAUGCUUUAUUCUGCUACCAUAAGGCUGCUGAGGCAUUUUUACAUAGAUUGGUUGCUAUAUACGUCGCUAGUCAUUACAAGAACAGUCCCAACGACCUACAACUGUUAGCGGACGCGCCAGCACACAACCUGUUCGUUUUGCUCGCGCCGACGCCGCCGAAUGCCACAUCCAUGCCUGAAGUGCUCUGUGUCCUACAGAUGUGUCUUGAAGGCAACAUCUCUGAUAAAUCUGUUCGCGACAACCUCGGUCGCGGCCGCAAGGCAGCAGGUGACCUUAUUCCUUGGAACAUCUGCGAACAGUUUGGAGACAGGGACUUUCCUAAAUUAUCCGGCGCUAGGAUAGUCAGGAUAGCCACGCAUCCAUCUUACCAGCGGAUGGGCUACGGAAAGCGGGCGCUGCAACAACUGGCUUCGUACUACACUGGCGACAUCCCGUGCCUCGAUGAAAAUAAUUCCGAUAGUGAAGAGGUACCUGAUAAGAGGGCGGGAGACCUGCACACGGAAACCAUUGUACCCAGAGCGAAACCGCCUACUCUCCUUAAGCGGUUAUCAGAAGUGCAAGCUGAGCAUCUAGACUAUCUGGGCACCAGUUUUGGACUCACAGAAGAUCUACUCAAGUUCUGGAAAUCUCAGAAAUACGUGCCUGUUUAUUUAAGCCAAAAAGCGAACGAGCUAACGGGCGAGCACUCGUGCAUAAUGCUUCGCGCGCUCGGAGACAACUCUUGGCUAGCGGCGUACAGUGCAGACUUUAGGCGACGCCUAGCCCGGCUGUUGGGUCGAAGCCUUCGCGCCUUACCCGCCUCGCUUGCCUUACCCACUUUGGUGAAUGAGAGUAUCAAUAUAGAGAAACCUGCGCUCACAAAAGAAUUGAUCAGUCAACACUUAUCCAAUCACGACUUAGCACGGCUAGAAUCGUAUUGCCGACAGCAGGCUGAUUACAGGCUCAUAACCGACUUACUGGCACCUAUAGCGACUUUAGUAUUUCAUGCCAAAGUCGCUAAGUUGGACGCUGUUCAACAGGUGGUAUUCGUAGCCAUGGGAUUCCAAAUGAAAGAGCCGGACGACAUAGCCCAAGAGCUCGGGCUGCCGGGGUCGCAGAUCCUCGCCAAGUUCUAUGAAGCCUGCAAGAAGAUCAACGCUAGCUUCAACACGGUGCUCGAACAUUCUGUAGCUAAGGAAAUAGGCAUCGAAGACAUGAGCGCGGAGGUGGACACGAGCGGGCCGGUGAAGCAAAGCCUGAACGAGGAACUCGCGAAGGCGGCUAAGGAACUCGAACGCAAGCAACGCAAGGAACUGUCAAAGUUGAUGGGCGAGGAUCUAGCGCAGUACCGCAUCAAAGGUUCCGACAUGGACUGGGGGCAAGCGCUCGCCGCCUCCAAGGCUAAGGGACUAGUCUCUGUUAAAAGUGGCGAGAAGCGGCUGGGCGAUGACAGUAAGGAGCUAGACGAGCUGUUAGAGCGAGAGCCCGGCAAGAAGAAGAAGAAGAAACACAACCGCAAAGAUGUUUGAAUAAACUCAUCGUUAGUAUA
Messenger RNA from Leguminivora glycinivorella, 3046 nucleotides. RefSeq names its product RNA cytidine acetyltransferase. The record is from RefSeq and is a predicted model, not a curated record. Lineage: Eukaryota; Metazoa; Arthropoda; Insecta; Lepidoptera; Tortricidae. Gene Ontology annotation, cellular component: 90S preribosome; nucleolus. Gene Ontology annotation, molecular function: 18S rRNA cytidine N-acetyltransferase activity; tRNA binding; ATP binding. The transcript is spliced from 20 exons. The coding region runs from base 72 to 3026 and encodes 984 amino acids. Gene Ontology annotation, biological process: rRNA acetylation involved in maturation of SSU-rRNA.